Molecule: messenger RNA, 1506 nt
Organism: Amborella trichopoda
Lineage: Eukaryota; Viridiplantae; Streptophyta; Magnoliopsida; Amborellales; Amborellaceae
Product: leucine-rich repeat extensin-like protein 2
Molecular function (GO): protein binding
Source: RefSeq, a predicted model, not a curated record
UUCUCUCUGACCUGUAUCUAAUGUACAUUGCUCUCUCUCUCUUAUUACUCUCUUUCUGCCACCCUGGUUUGUGCAGAGGCACACCCACCCACCGUUUAUAAAUCGCGGACCCCUCUCAUAAACUCCAUUAAACCACCCUCCCAUUCACUCCCAAUGGCCAAACCCUCCAUUCUCCUCCAUCUCCUUCUCCUCCUCUUCAACCAGCACUCUCUCUCUCUAGCUCUGGAAGCCAGUUUUUCUGGAGGUAUUGGAGGUGUUUCAGUUUCAGGUGGUAUCCAAGGUGGUUUUGGAGGUACCAUUACCAACAGUCCAGCCCCACCUGGUUUUCAGAGCCUCAAGCUUUACAGAGCUUACCGAGCUCUUCAGUCAUGGAAAAGUGCAAUCACUGAUGACCCAUAUGGCGUUACGAACACAUGGGUGGGCACCAAUGUUUGCAAUUACAGAGGGGUGUUCUGCGCGUCGCCAUUAGUGGGUUCUUCGGAGCUUGCAGUUGCAGGGAUAGAUCUCAACCAUGCAUUACUGGGAGGGACAUUGGUCUCUGAUCUCUCCCUACUUUCCGAUCUCUCUCUCCUCCAUCUCAACACCAACAGGUUCACAGGCACAGUCCCAGACACCUUCAACGACUUCAUCUCUCUAACUGAGCUAGAUUUGAGCAACAACAGAUUUACAGGGCCCUUCCCCUCUGUUGUUCUAUCCAUGCCGAGUCUCAUUUACCUCGACCUCAGAUUCAACAAGUUUGGUGGGGUUUUACCCGAUGAUCUCUUCACCUCUAACUUUGAUGCAAUUUUCCUUAACAAUAACCAGUUUGAGGGGCCAAUACCUCUAAGUUUAGGGAAUUCCCCUGCUUCAGUCAUAACUUUUGCCAACAAUAACUUCAGUGGUGACCUCCCAGCUACAUUUGGCUACAUGGGUUCUAGAGUUAGAGAAGUUUUGUUCAUGAAUAACCAGUUAACUGGUUGUAUACCUGAAGGCAUUGGGCUUUUGUCACAAAUUCAAGUCUUGGAUUUGAGCUUCAAUCUCUUCAGUGGGCAUCUUCCUGAUUCUUUCUCUUGUUUAACAGGGAUUCAGGUGUUGAACAUUGCUCACAAUGAGUUCUCAGGCAUUGUUCCUGACAUUGUUUGUGAGCUCAGAAGCUUGGCAAACCUCACUGUGGCUUUCAAUUUCUUCUCUGGUUUGAGCCAAGAGUGCUCAAGGCUUAGUUUUAGGAAUGUGGGUUUUGAUUUAUCAGGAAAUUGCAUUCCUGGUAAGGUGAUGCAGAGGCCUCCACCAGAGUGCAAUGGCUAUCAAGGUGGGUUUAACUGUAUAAGGAUACCUGCAACAAGGCCACUGGAGUGUCAAGCAGUUGGUGAGGUUUCUACAGUGGAGAAAGGUACCGGUGGGGUAGACCCUAGGGCACAUGGCGUGCCAGGUUCUAGGCCUUCUCCAUAGUGGGAAUGAAAGAAUAUCAAUGUUUUUGUGUUUGUAAAGGGAGAUAUCCAUUUAAUAACAAGGGAUAUGUCCAUACUA